UGCUGCCCUGCAUGGGAGCCUCCGAGCCUGGACUCAGCCCUCUCCCCCAGAAAUUGCAUCCAGACUGCUGGGACAAGGUCUUGGAAGAGCUUCUGGAGCGUUACUGAAGGAGAGAAAAUUUGCCAGGAGUGAUUAAAGACAAUGGAUCCAGACUUUUUAAAUGCAUUUACACAGCCUUCUACACUUGAUCGAUUCCUAACUGAGAAUGUCAUCGCUAAAGGCGAGAAGAGGAAACUCAUAAAGCCGACCUCAAGCAACAACCCCAGACUGGAAGAAUUGAAACUGUUCUUAACUGAUUGGAUCAAUGGAACUCUGAAAGAGGAACACAUAGUAGUUAAAAGUCUGGAGGAAGAUCUGUAUGAUGGGCUGGUACUUCAUCAUCUCCUGGAAAACUUAGGCUCUCUCAAGCUGGAUGUUGAGAAGAUUGCAUUGACAGAAAAAAAACAGCGACAGAAACUCUCUGUGAUUCUGGAAGCUGUGGCCAAGUGUUUGCAACUGGAAGAAAGUCAGCUGAAAUGGAGUGUGGAAUCUAUCUUGGCAAAGGACUUACUGAGCACACUGCAUCUUCUGGUUGCAAUAGCAAAGCACUUUGAACCCACCCUGGCUCUGCCUCCAAAUGUUCAAGUGGAGACAAUCAUCAUCGAGACCACCUCCGGAGGAUUAAAGACAUCAAAUGCAGUGGAAUAUAUCACAGAAAACAAGGAGACCAAAGGAGCGCAGUCAAAAGAUGAUGCCUUUGAUGAAUUAUUUAGCUGUGCUCCAGAUAAACUGGAUGCUGUAAAAAAGGCACUUUUGCAAUUUGUUGACCAGCAUGUUGGAAAAUUAGGAUUAAAUGUGAAAGACAUUGAAUCUCAGUUUUCAGAUGGGGUUAUCUUACUUCUCCUAACUGGACAACUUGAGGGUUACUUUCUGAAUUUAAGGAAUUUCUUCCUGACUCCAGCCAGCACCAUGGAGAUGCUCCACAAUGUUAACCUGGCACUGGAGUUGCUAGCAGAGGGAGGCCUUCUGAAUUUCCCUGUGAACUCUGAAGAUAUUGUGAACGGAGAUACGAAGGCUAUAAUGCGAGUUCUGUAUUCCUUGUAUUCCAACUACAGAACCAAGGAAGCAUGAAGAGCAAGGCCAAGAGCUUGAGAUGCCUUCUUUUUGGGCUUUUUUUUUUUGUCCCUAGCAGACCAUGGUGUGGUUUUUGGAUUCCCAGCUUUGUUUGCCACUGCUCCUGGGCAUUCACUGGUGUUUGACACUUGCUAUGUUAACACUGUAUAGCAAAUAUGUUGUUCAUGCAAGGUUUCACAUACAUAGCCUGAACAACUGUAAUGUAUGUCCAGAGCUGGAGUAAUUCUAGGGCUGCAGCUCUUGUUCCAGAUCCUGCCCUCUGUAUUCUCUGAGCUCCCCAAUGCUGCAAAGAAAUUAAAUGUGUGUUUAUUUUGGGCCCUG
Messenger RNA from Lonchura striata (white-rumped munia), 1434 nucleotides. It is a transcript of the gene PARVG, whose product is annotated as parvin gamma. The record is from RefSeq and is a predicted model, not a curated record. Gene Ontology annotation, cellular component: actin cytoskeleton; cytoplasm; focal adhesion. Gene Ontology annotation, biological process: substrate adhesion-dependent cell spreading; actin cytoskeleton organization; cell projection assembly. Lineage: Eukaryota; Metazoa; Chordata; Aves; Passeriformes; Estrildidae. Gene Ontology annotation, molecular function: actin binding.